Molecule: messenger RNA, 1778 nt
Organism: Ctenocephalides felis (cat flea)
Lineage: Eukaryota; Metazoa; Arthropoda; Insecta; Siphonaptera; Pulicidae
Product: T-complex protein 1 subunit alpha-like
Exons: 9
Coding region: 39-1778 (579 amino acids)
Biological process (GO): protein folding
Cellular component (GO): chaperonin-containing T-complex
Molecular function (GO): ATP hydrolysis activity; ATP binding; ATP-dependent protein folding chaperone
Source: RefSeq, a predicted model, not a curated record
UAAAUUUAUUUAAACGGAAUUCUCAUAAUUGUUUAAAUAUGUCAGCAUCCAGCCACAGAUAUAUGUCAUGCGGUGGUUUAUUAGAUGUGGAUGGAAGCAGGAUGAGCGGUGAAUCUGUGAGGACACAAAACGUGACUGCAUCUGUAGCAAUUGCCAACAUAGUACGUUCAUCUUUAGGCCCUUCUGGCCUGGACAAGAUGAUGGUGGAUGAAGUUGGAGAUGUGAUUGUAACAAACGAUGGCGCAACUGUUCUAUCAAAUUUAGAUAUUGAACAUCCAGCUGCAAGAGUGUUAGUGGAUCUGGCACGUCUUCAGGAUCAGGAAUGCGGAGACGGAACCACGGGUGUGGUACUAAUGGCUGCAGAACUUCUGAAGAAAGCAGACGAUCUCGUCAGACAACGCAUCCACCCGACCAGCGUUAUAUUGGGAUACCGUAUGGCUUGUAAGGAAGCAUGUCGAUAUAUUAAUACUAACCUGGCAACUGCUAGACACGUGCGUCCUGAUGCAAGUGCAGGCGACGCGAGCGAUGCAUCAGGCUUGCGAGAUACGCUUUUAGCUGCUGCACGCACUUCCAUUGGGUCUAAGAUAAUUGGAGGAGCCGACGCAGAACAUUUUGCUGGAUUAGUGGUAGAUGCUGCUUUGGCAAUCAAAGGCAAAAAUAAUCUAUGCCCUAUCCGGUCAGUAAAUGUACUGAAGGCCCAUGGAGCAGGAGCUCGUGACAGUUGCUUGAUUCAUGGCUACGCCAUCCCUAAUACAAUUGCUGCUGCAAGUAUGCCUCAUCGUGUAGCACCAGCUCGAAUUGCAUGCGUAGACUUCACAUUACAAAAAAGCAAAGCACGCGUUGGAGUCGAAGUGAGAAUUACUCAAAUGGAUGAAUUAACCCGCGUCAGAAUGCGCGAGUUUGAUAUGUCGAAAGAGAAGGUGCAGAAAAUCAUAGCUGCCGGUAUCAAUGUGCUAUUGACCACUGGUGGUGUAGAUGACUUAUGCCUGAAAUAUUUUAGCGAUGCUGGAAUUAUAGUAGUACGCAGAGUAAAGGUUUCCGACUUGAAACGGAUAGCUCGUGCUACCGGCGCAUCUUUUCUGACAUCCUUAUCCGACAUGGAUGGCGAAGAAGUGUUCACUGAAAACAUGUAUGGUGUCGCUGAUGAAGUUUACCAGGAAUGCAUUGCUGACGAUGAAAUGAUUGUGAUCCGAGGUCCUAGAUCUAGGGGUGCAGCUUCCAUUGUCGUUCGUGGUCCAAAUGAUACAUAUUGUGAGGAAAUGGAACGUUCCAUUCAUGAUGCUCUUUGCGCUAUCAAGCGCACAAUCGAAGGUGGCGCAGUGGUUGCUGGUGGCGGUGCUGUAGAAUCUGCUCUUAGUGUGUGGCUUGAGGAUUACGCCAAUUCGAUUGCAACCCGCGAGCAAUUAGCAAUCACAGAGUUUGCCGCAGCACUUUUGACUAUUCCCACGUCUCUAGCUGUGAAUGGAGCAUAUGAUGCAACAGAUCUCACUGCAAAACUGCGUGCUCAGCAUCAUUUGAGUCAGACACAGCCGGAUAUGGCCCAUUUACGUUGGACUGGUUUAGAUCUGGACACUGGAAAAAUUCGUGAUAACAUGAAAGCUGGUGUUAUAGAACCUGCAACUUCUAAGAUCAAAGCUAUACGAUUUGCCACUGAAGCCGCCAUUACUAUUCUUCGAAUUGAUGAUAUGAUCCGGGUAAAUCCACCGCCGCCAGGACCCGACCAGCGUGGAAAAAGUUACGAAGAAGCGCGGGCCUGUGGACAACUCGAAGAAUACUAA